CAUACCGUUUAUGACGCAUGUCACGAUAUCGCAGCAAAAACUGAUCAAAUCGCAUCUUGCAACUUCCCCUGUUCUCACACUAAACGCAGUCGCUCUUGCUAUCCCAUCGCUAACUCUGUUCCCGCGGUUACUUGCCCCUUGAACCCACCCUCUGUGAAUCCUUAUCCACACCAUGCUCAAGUGGCUCACGCGCCACCUCGUGAAGAAGAACGAGUAUGACCUGUACUACCCCGGCGCGGCGCCGCAGUCGUCGUUGAUGGCGAUCGCGGUGGGGCUCAUGGCCGCGGUUGGCGGCUUCCUCUACGGCUACGAUACCGGCUUGGUCAAUGGGUUGCUCGAAAUGCGCUACGUGGUGGAGCGCUUUUCCGCCAACGGCCUGAGCUUCACCGCCGCUGAGUCCUCCAUCAUCACCGCCGUCCUUUCGCUCGGCACCUUCUUUGGUGCGCUUCUGGCGCCGCUCCUCUCCGACACCGUGGGCCGCAAGUGGGGCAUCAUCCUCUCCACGGCUGUCGCGUUCAACAUCGGCACCAUCAUCCAGAUCGCCGCCACCGGAAUCCCGCUCCUCUGCGUCGGGCGCGCAAUCUCCGGUUUCGGUGUGGGGAUCAUUUCCGCGGUCGUGCCGCUCUACCAGUCGGAGGCCUCGCCCAAGUGGGUCAGAGGCGCGAUCAUCUCCACGUACCAGUUCGCCAUCACGUGGGGCCUCCUCGUGUCCAGCGCUGUGAGCCAGGGGACCCACAACCUCCGCUCCAGCGCGCUGUACCGUGUGCCCAUCGCGCUCCAGAUCUUGUGGUCAAUCAUCUUGGUCGGAGGCAUGCUUUUUCUCCCCGAGUCGCCGCGCUUCUACGUACGCAAGGAUCGCAUCCGCGACGCGGCGCAGGCGCUCUCCACGUUGCGGCGCGUCCCAAUCGACGAUCCCGGUUUGAUCGAGGAGCUUGUAGAGAUCAAAGCAACCCAUGACUAUGAGCUUUCCUUCGGCGAGGCCUCGUUUUUCGACUGUUUCCAUAGCGGUGGUGGUCGGCACAAGCAGGGCCUCCGCAUGCUCACGGGCAUCUUUCUCCAGGCACUCCAGCAGUGCUCGGGGAUCAACUUCAUCUUCUACUACGGGGUCAACUUUUUUUCCAAAACUGGCGUCAACGAAUCGUACCUCAUCUCGUUUGUGACCUACGCCGUCAAUGUGGUUGCCACCGUGCCGGGGAUCUUCUUGGUCGAGGUGAUCGGGCGCCGCAAGCUCAUGAUCUUUGGGGGCGUCGGCAUGGCCGUGUCAAACCUCAUCAUUGCCAUUGUCGGUAUCACCUCUGACUCGGUCGUAAGCAACAAAGUCAUGAUUGGGCUUGUAUGCACGUUCAUCGCAUCUUUCGCUGCCUCCUGGGGGCCUGGAACCUGGGUCCUCGUCAACGAAAUCUACUCGCUCGGGGUUAGAGGCAAGGCUGUCGCCAUCACCGCUGCCACCAACUGGUUGGUCAACUUUGUGUUUGCCUACAUCACGCCGUACCUCUUUGACAACGGUGCGCGCACCGCAUCCUUGGGCACCAAAAUCUUCUUUAUCUGGGGUGGUUGCAACUGCGUGGGGGUCUUGUUCGUGUAUCUUUUCGUGUAUGAGACAAAGGGGCUACGGUUGGAGGAGGUGGAUGAGAUGUAUAACAACUGCUCCAGCGCCUUGACGUCAACCAGGUUUGUGCCUAGACGUGUGUUGGACUAUCCGCUGUCCGAGCCUGAGCAAAGUUCAGAGAGGAAGCGCGACUUGGACCGCAUGUCUACCAACUCGUAUGCUGAAAGAGUGCAGUCAGGAUACGGCACGGGCUAUGAUGGGCUAUCGGCUGCUUACCCCAUUGAUACUGCCCCCAAUAGAUCUUCGGCAGCUCCCGAUGGAUCCCCAAUCCCUCCUGCAGCCCAGAUCGAUAUACACGACCCCCGGAUCUCCAUGUAUAACAUCGGCCACGACAUGAACAUCCACGCGAUCCAGCACCGGCCACCGCCGUCGUUGGAAUCGUCGUCAUCCGACAUUUCGUCCACUCACCUGGACAAGACCGAGUCCGACGGCGCCCGCACCACGGGGCUCGACGUCCAGCAGUACCUCAGCCGCUUGAAUUCGUCUUACGCGACCCCUGCGGCCCCCGUGGCAGGUUUCGCUCACCAAAUUUUAUUGACCAACAACGAUCCCCCUGCGAUCAACUUUGACACCUCAGACGACGAGUCUGAGGCGUCUGAGAUUUCUACAUAGUUUUUCUUUUUUUUUUUUUUUUUACUUCUCUGGUUCGGUAUGGGUUGCCCGGUUUGUGCAUG
This is a messenger RNA of Babjeviella inositovora NRRL Y-12698, 2283 nucleotides long. RefSeq names its product glucose sensor (gene HGT4). Lineage: Eukaryota; Fungi; Ascomycota; Pichiomycetes; Serinales. Gene Ontology annotation, cellular component: membrane. Gene Ontology annotation, molecular function: carbohydrate:proton symporter activity. Gene Ontology annotation, biological process: carbohydrate transport; transmembrane transport. The coding region runs from base 173 to 2221 and encodes 682 amino acids. The record is from RefSeq and is a predicted model, not a curated record. The transcript has a single exon.